Molecule: messenger RNA, 1735 nt
Organism: Agelaius phoeniceus (red-winged blackbird)
Lineage: Eukaryota; Metazoa; Chordata; Aves; Passeriformes; Icteridae
Gene: KCTD17
Product: potassium channel tetramerization domain containing 17
Biological process (GO): proteasome-mediated ubiquitin-dependent protein catabolic process; protein homooligomerization; positive regulation of cilium assembly
Cellular component (GO): Cul3-RING ubiquitin ligase complex; cytoplasm
Molecular function (GO): cullin family protein binding
Source: RefSeq, a predicted model, not a curated record
AUGAGGAUGGAGGGCAGGGAGGAGAUGCAGGGCGCCGUGGGGCUACGCUGCACCUGGGACAUUCCGCCACCCGCUGGCACCCAGGCCAAGUGGGUGAGGCUCAAUGUGGGGGGCACCGUGUUCCUCACCACCAGGCAGACCCUGUGUCGGGAGCAGAAAUCUUUCCUGUGUCGCUUGUGCCAAGGCGAGGAGCUGCAGUCGGACCGGGAUGAAACUGGUGCAUACCUAAUAGAUCGGGACCCCACUUACUUUGGACCGAUUCUGAAUUUCCUCCGUCAUGGGAAACUGGUCCUGGAUAAAGAUAUGGCUGAAGAGGGGAUCCUUGAAGAAGCUGAGUUCUAUAACAUUGGUCCUUUGAUCCGAAUAAUCAAGGAUCGAAUGGAGGAGAAGGACUACACAGUAACACAGGUGCCUCCUAAGCAUGUCUACCGUGUGCUGCAGUGCCAGGAAGAGGAGCUCACUCAGAUGGUUUCCACUAUGUCAGAUGGAUGGCGCUUUGAGCAGCUUGUGAACAUUGGCUCAUCCUAUAAUUAUGGGAAUGAGGAUCAGACAGAAUUCCUGUGCGUGGUCUCCAAGGAGUUGUACAACUCCCCCAAUGGCCUGAGCUCUGAGCCCAGCCACAAAGCCAAGAACACAGAGGAGGACCUGGAGGAGGAAGAGCAGGAGGUGGAGGAGGAGGCAGAGGCAGAAGCAGAAGCAGAGGAGAAAGACCGUCCAUCUAUUCAGGAUUGUGCUAAACUCUCUUCCUGCGGACCCUCCCUCCUGCUCCCUUCCGUGUCCAUCCCAGCACUGCCAUCUACCUCCCACAUUGCCCCACUCGCCAGCCUCCAGCAUCCUUCCCUCUGCUCUCCUUGUCCCUCAGGGCUCAGAGUGGUCUCUGCCCAGGGCCCUGUCUCUCUCUGCUCCUCACUUUUCCUCCUCUGCAGGUAUGUUACCUGUCUGCACUCCCAGCUCCUGCCAGCCUGAGCUCUGCAUGAGUGACUCACUUCCCUCUUGUGGCUGUUACAAGCCAGAGAUCUGAGGAUGUGAUCUGAACACUCCACUCCAGCCUUUUCAUUUCUUGUUUAUAUCUUUAUUUUUGUACUGCAGUGUAUGGCAGCCCUUUCUCUCACAGUGACGCCCCCAGCCCCCUUCACUCUUCACAUACAGCCAUUUUUUUUUACAAACUCACCUCGGAGGCCUGAGCUUCCAGCCCUGGAGGAGGGCAGAUGCUGCAUGGAGCCCCUGAGCUGCUGUAGGAGCGGGAGCCCACAGCCCCCUCCUAUGCCUGGCAGUCUGGCUUUCCUUAAUGUCACAGUGGCCCCUGGUGGGGACAUCAGCGAUCAGCCACUGCAGCCUGCGGUCCCUUCCUGAGCACCCUGGAUGCAAAUGCGGACCGAGGUGGUGGCAGCUGUGGAAGGACCAGCCCUUGCCCUUUCACUGUUGCAGGCAACUGGUGUGGGCUUGUGGCCUGGGGACAAAUGCAGAGCCACCGUCCUUUUCUGGGCCACCUGUAUGGCUCGGAGGUGUCCCUGUGCUGGGUAUCACAUUCCUUGGUGCCUCCCCCCCUGUCCCCCCAAAGCAGCUCUGUGCCAGCAGUGUGAGAAGGAGAAUGGUGUGCUGCCUGCGUACCAUGAACAUGCUGGUACCUCAUGUUGUGUCAGCCAGCACCAAGCAGAUCCCAGUUUUGGGGAGCAGGGUGUUUGCUUCACUGCUGUGUCUGAAGACUCCUGAAUAAAAUUCACAGUCUGUUCCU